CAUGAGAAAUGUGUCACAAUUCAUUUGAAAGCAAAAUCCACGAUUUUCAGUGGGCUAAUUCCCAAUUUCUUUUAAAUUUUCAACCUGAUGAAAGAUGUGUAUACAUACAUUUAGACAUAAUAUUUUACAAAUUGUAGUAGUAUUUUUAAUUUUAAUCUGUUAUUCCUGUGCCACCAUAGAGGAAUGUACCGACGGAGAAUAUCCAUCAGCUGCUGCCAUAGUGAACACCGUCAACAGGUUAUCAAGCUGCUCUGGUGCCAUUAUCAGUCCAAAAUUUGUAGUAACUGUUAGACAUUGCAUGCUUUUGACAACAAACCCGGAAGAACUCCGAGUAAUAGCCGGAAGCAACCGUUUGGAUAAAAAUUCAACGAAAGCUUUCCUUGUCAGGAAGGUGACUGGAGUCGUAGCUUACCCAACCAAGGGAAAAGCCUUAGAUGACAUAACAUUAAUUCAGGUCAGCUUUCCUUUUUUCUUCAACAAAAAUACUAAUAAAACUGUACCGUCAACCAUAGGCCCAGUAUUCGGCCAGAAAUGCACUCUAAUUGGAUGGGGGCUCUCUGCGGAGGGGAGUCCAAUAAAUAUCAAACAGAAGCAAACACUAUACAUGACAAAUUGCCCCAAUAUAAACAAAACAGAUGAAAUUAUUUGCGGUGUUCUAACAAGCGACGAACCAGAGCAUUGUGUGGGUGACAGUGGCGGUCCCCUGUAUUGUGAUGGGCACCUAAGUGCUUUACUUUUGGGUGGAGCAUGCAGAGCUCCCGGCAAAUUUGUUAUUUUCAUUAAUAUUAUUAAUUAUAACAAAUGGAUCAAGGAAAACAUGAAAUACGAUUUCAAAAAUGUAUUGACUGGCUGGUUUAGUGUUGCAAAUAGGUUAAAAAUUUCCCCUUUUUGUUCAGUGUUUAUUGUUUUGUCGAUAUCCUAUGUUCGUACAUUUAAGAAGUAUAUUUGAGAAGCAUGUAGAAAAUAUGAUUUUAACGGAGAUGGAAAA
Molecule: messenger RNA, 988 nt
Organism: Hermetia illucens (black soldier fly)
Lineage: Eukaryota; Metazoa; Arthropoda; Insecta; Diptera; Stratiomyidae
Product: submandibular glandular kallikrein-9-like
Exons: 7
Coding region: 95-949 (284 amino acids)
Biological process (GO): proteolysis
Molecular function (GO): serine-type endopeptidase activity
Source: RefSeq, a predicted model, not a curated record